This is a messenger RNA of Fragaria vesca subsp. vesca, 3726 nucleotides long. RefSeq names its product TMV resistance protein N-like. The coding region runs from base 1 to 3726 and encodes 1241 amino acids. NCBI's taxonomy places the organism in Eukaryota, Viridiplantae, Streptophyta, Magnoliopsida, Rosales, Rosaceae. Gene Ontology annotation, molecular function: ADP binding. The transcript has 8 exons. Gene Ontology annotation, biological process: signal transduction; defense response. The record is from RefSeq and is a predicted model, not a curated record.
AUGGCUCUUGUCAGAUAUGCAGCCCAAAAUUCCUCCUCUUCCAAUACUACAUCUUCUCCAUGUAGGUAUCAUGUGUUCUUGAGUUUCAGAGGGAAAGACACUCGAAAGAACUUCAGUGAUCACCUCUACACUGCCCUUGUCAACGCCCGCUUUCGAACUUUCCGAGACGAAGAUGAACUCGAGAGAGGGGAAGGUAUCAACCCAGGAAUUGAGAGAGCCAUUCGACAGUCAAGAAGUUCUGUUAUUGUGUUCUCAAAGGACUUUGCUUCUUCGAAUUGGUGUCUUGACGAGGUAGUAAUGAUCCUUGAACGCAAAAGGGUGACCUCAGAUCAUGUAGUUUUACCAGUCUUCUACAAUGUGGAUCCAUCCCAAGUGAGGAAGCAGACGGGUAGUUUUGGGGAGGCAUUCGGCAGACACCAAAACACUCAACCUUCGAACAAGGUUAAAGAAUGGAAGGACGCACUUACAAAAGUUGCAGAUCUUGGAGGGAUGGUCUUGAGGAACCAAGAUGAUGGGUACGAGUCAAAAUUUAUCAAAACUAUUGUUAAAGAGAUAGGUGACAAGCUUAGUCGUACAGUACCACUAAGCGUUGGCACUAACCUGAUUGGAAUUCAUGCUCGAGCCAACAAGAUUAAUCGAUGGAUACAAGAUGGACCAAAUGAUGUCGGCAUACAUGUAAUUUUUGGGAUGUCUGGAAUAGGGAAGACGACAGUUGCAAAACAUGUCUAUAAUUCAAACUUCAGAAAUUUCGAAGGAAGCAGCUUCAUUGAAAAUAUCAGACAAACCUCAGAUCAAAUCAAUGGCAUUGUUAAAUUACAAAAACAGCUCCUUCAUGAUAUUUUGAAUGGAAGAGAAGUAAGGAUACGAAAUUCUAGCGAAGGAAAAUCUGCGAUUGAAGAUGCCAUAAGCUGUAAAAGAAUUCUUCUUGUUUUCGAUGAUGUGGAUCAUAUGGAUCAGUUUGAUGCAUUACUUACGAUGAGAGAUCGAUUCCAUAAAGGAAGUAAAAUCAUCAUAACAACCAGGCGUGCAUGGGUAUUAAAGGCUCAAGGAAUUACUAAGGUGCAUUAUGUUCGAGCUUUGAAUGAAAGUGAAUCUCUGACGCUCUUCAGUUUGCAUGCUUUUCGACAAGAACAUCCUAUUGAAGGCUACAUGGAACUGACUGAAAAAUUUGUACGCCACUGUGCAGGGCUACCAUUAGCUCUUCGAGUUUUGGGUUCUUCCCUAUUCGGGGAAGAUGUAGCUGUAUGGGAGAGUGCAUUAAGAAAAGUAGAAUCUAUCCCGAAUAGUGAAAUCGUGCAUAAACUCAGAAUGAGUUUUGAUGCACUGGAUAAACACGACCAGGAAGUGUUCCUCCACAUCGCUUGUUUCUUUAUUGGAAAUGAGAAAGAUUACACAGUUGACGUACUAGAUGGAUGUGAGUUCUAUACAACUAUUGGCAUCAUAAAUCUCAUUGAUAGAUGCUUAGUAGGAAUUGGCGCCAAUAACAAGCUGGUGAUGCAUGACAUGGUUCGUGAUAUGGGAAGAGGAAUUGUUCGCCUAGCAGCAGAGGAGCCUCGGAAGCGUAGUAGAUUAUGGCAUCACAAUGAAUCUUUCAAAGUAUUGAAAGAAAAGAAUGGUACAAAAAAAAUUGAGGGCCUUGAAUUGAACAUGCAAAGGCACCUGGGAGUCACUACUCCUUCAAAGAAUUUGAAUGAGAUCAUCUUGGAAACCAAUGCAUUUGCAAGGAUGCACAAACUAAGACUGCUCCGGCUUAGUCAUGUGAAACUCACUGGACGCUAUGAAGAAAUUCCUACAGGAUUGAGAAUGUUGUGUUGGAUUGCAUUUCCUUUGGAUUCUAUACCAAAUGAUUUUCAUUUGGAGAACCUAGUUGUUCUGGAAAUGCAGUAUAGCAGCUUGAGACAAAUCUUGAACGGAACGAAGUGUUUUCCAUCUUUGAAGAUCCUUGAUCUCAGUCAUUCUCAUGGCCUUAUUGCAACCGUCGACUUCUCUCGUUGUCCCAGUUUAGAGAAAUUGACUCUCAUGGAUUGUGAAGGCUUGAUUGAUGUCCAUGAAUCCAUUGGAAACCUAGACAGACUAGUUUAUUUGAAUAUGAAAGAUUGCAGAAGUCUUAGGAGGCUCCCAAAGACAAUUGGUAUGCUAAAGCUACUCGACACACUUCUUAUAUCUGGCUGCUCAAAUCUUAACAACUCUUCAAUAGAGAUGAUCAGAAGCAUGGAAUCGCUGAAAGUGCUUGAACUGGAUAGAAUUCCAAUGAAUCGAUUAUUCACACUCAGUGUGGAGGUGAAAUCAGGGACUUAUUUACCAUGCUCUUUAUUAUCUUUAAGUCUUAGCGGGUGCAAUCUCACUGAUGAAGCUUUUCCUGUCGAUUUUGCUAGCCUAUCCUUAUUGAAAAGUUUAAAUCUAAGUGAGAAUCCAAUUUCUGGCCUCCCAAAUUGCGUCAAGGGUCUGACAAGGCUAGAAAGACUCUCUCUCGAGAACUGUUUGAGCCUCAAAUCCCUUGUAGAGCUACCAAAAUUAGACCACAUGAUUGUAUCCGGUUGCACAGCAUUGGAAAGAAUAACAUACCAGUCAAGUUGGUGUGCCGGGCCUAACGCAAGUGGUAGGAACCACAGCCUAGUUGAGUGGGAAUACCAAUAUAAGCUGGAACCGAUUAGUAGUGUUGAUGUUGAGAUUCUUAAUUUUCUGGGCUUGAGAAAAUUGGACUUUGAAAAUAUGCCAGAGGUUCGGAUGUGCAAACCAUAUCAAGGUUACGAUAUAAUCCAUCAGGGUGGAAUCCAGGGACUGCAUGAGUAUGAUUGUACAAGCUCGUAUUUUUUUCGAGGAAGAAAGAUAAAUAUGUUCAGCACAUUUCUUCCUGGGAAUGAGGUUCCAGGCCAAUUUAGCCAUAGAUCAAUUGACGGCUCCUCCUCAAUAUCAUUAACUGUGCCCUUGCCUUCACUUAAUGAUGAUCCCAGAAUCCGAGGGUUUAACAUCUUCAUUGUCUAUGCAGUUUCUGACAAUGAGGAUAAAAGAUAUUCUUCUAGUAAUAACCAGGGUUCAAUAACUAUCAACGUCGUUAAUGAGAGCAAUGGUGACAACUGGCAUUAUGCACCAGUAUAUCAUGGUGUUCCGGGCAAGGGAGAAGACAUGAUAUGGUUAACCCAUUGGAAUAUGCAGAAUCAAGUAAAAGGUGGAGAUCAAGUUGCUGUUUCACUCUCGCCAGAACAUGUCAGGUUUCGGUAUCAGGUUAAGGAGUGGGGGAUCCAGGUUGUGCAGGAGAAGCAAAUAGAGACCACUGGUGGAGAUUUGUUAGCAUCUGAUGAGCCAUUGAGGGGAGCAGAUAAAGAAGGAGAUUAUGAAGAAGUGGUAGUGGAUGAUCCUAUUCCAGCAUCAGCAAUGAGGGGUGGCGGCAACAACAACAACGAUCAGGGCCUCAGAAGGUGGAAGGUGCUCAUCAUUUCCGCUAUCGUCCUUUGUGCUGCCAUCAGUGUUGCUCAUCGUUUUGAGGACACUAAUGUCGACACAAAUGUAGCUAAAACUGUCACUAAUGCAGACAAUGAAGAACAACAACGGGAUGAAGAUGACAAGUUUGAAGUUGCCACUGACGGCAGAAACGACCGUGAACGGUGUCCCAGAAAGUGGAAGGUGCCCAUCAUCGCUGCUGUCAUGUUAAUUACAUAUCUAUCUGUUGGCUGGUUCUUUUCCGCGAGAGACGUAUACAUGGAGUCCAUUUUGGUUCCUACAUGA